UACCGACAGCCAAAAAAAUGACUUGCUUUGAAACAUAUUAUCAUAUCGUAACACACGAGUCGAGCUAUUCGAAUCUGAUCAAUCUUACCGCUAGCUUUUUCGAAAUCAUCCCCCCCGACACUCUGACACAAAAGCUUUGGCUGCGCCGGCGCUCCAACAGGAAAGGGACAGCUUUAGAAGAACACAUUGCUACAAUAGUAAUAAUAAUGAUAAUGAUAAUGAUAAUAAUAAUAAAUAGAGCGCCAUAUUGACUAGAACGACGACGUCGACGUCUACGUCGGCGAGCGACAACAGUCAGCAACAUCACGAGGAUUUCCGAGCGCUUACGACUGGGGGAGCUUAAGCGCAAGACGGAUUGUCUAUUUGUCUGACGAAAGUACGAAGGGCUCAGCCGUCGAGCCGUCAACAUAAACGUUUCCGGAGUGCUUUAAAAAUUAAAAGGCAACGUUGAUAUUUUAAGUUUACCUGGUGGAUUUUUAAUGAUACAAAAAAAGACAAGUUUGUUUUUCAAUAAAAAUUAUUUUAACAAGCUCUUCUAAUUCCCUAAUAUGUUUUAGUGCUGGAAUAAGGGCUCAUUUUGGCCAGUACAGUGUUCGCGACAAUCAUAGAAUGUGAUCCACCAGCCAGCAAAAUUAAUCCUCAAGGAGGAAUACCACCUUGAAUCAGAAACUCAAUCAGUUGACAAGAUUUUAUUAAGAUUAUUUUUGUUGAUUUGAGAGAGGAGCCCGUGCUUCAGAAAACAAAGGGAAGAAAAAAAAAAAACAGUGCGCUGAGGUCGUACGACGCUCCUCGUGAGGUCGUCCGCCCGCCAAUCAAUACGCCAGUGUGUCGACUCGGUCGGCUUUAAAGCUAGUUCGUCAUCAUCACGCAAGCUCCCUAAAACAUCACUCCAUUUUUUGUCGAUGCUGUUGGUAUACAAUAUAUAGUUCACGCAUAGCAGUUGACGCCAACGCUUUAAAUUCGUUAUUGCUGUUGGUUCCAUAUAUAGAGAUAAAGAUUUAUUUUAUUAGUUUUCCUGGUGGAAUUUCAACAUGAGAUUCACCAGAAGAUUUGAUCGUGAUCUUUUGGCUAAGAUAACGUUUACGUGGCAACAGUAGUUGCUGGUGAUUACGCGGGAAAUGCUCGAGAGUCAUGAUGAUUCUGUAGCAGAGGGUGUCUUGUUGAAAGCCUGGAUGCUGGCUACUGAGUCUCCUUGCGGAGUAAAUUAACCUCCAAGUUGUGAUCGAAUUUGAAUAAUAGGUGCAGGAAGCAUGCGGGGCAAGGGCCAGAUCUGGAGGUGUCCAAAUGGAUUAGGUUAAAAGUUUGGGACUAACAAAGUCCCACAUCCCCUCCUGCGCCUGCACCUAAAAUUACUUAACAAAGGAUCAAGAGUUGUGUGCUUCUCAAUCUAAGGAUCUAAAGAUCUAAGGAUCUAAGGAUCUAAGGAUCUAAGGAUCUAAGGAUCUAAGGAAUACAUUAAGUGGUGGUGGCAAGCGCUGCUUGCUUCCUGGAUGGGCAAUGUUAGAGAUGUCGAGCGGACUUGGUACAGCAACAAUGAGUAUCGGCGUGAGCCACAGUAAUCCAACAAGUGACAACAUCACCAGCGGAUGUCGUCUCCGUGCCCAAUCUCAAGGGCAACAACAGACACCCCAACAAUCCCACCAGCAGCAGUCUCAGUCCCAACAGCAGACUUUAGCCCAGUCUGAUCAGACUCUCCAGGAGUGUCAACAACCAUCUUCAGGACAGAAAGAUCCUCGACCAAAUCCACCCCAUGGACGGAGCAAGAAAGAUAAUUGCUGCUUGUGUUGGUGGUGUUGUUGCAGUUGUUCUUUGGCAGUAGUUGGAACAGGAAAUGGAACUUCGGGAACCGGAGAUUCAAAAAAGAAACGCGGAAAUGGCGGAACUGGGCCAGAUUCUGGGUCAGGUGGUGGUCACACAGAUCCUAAUUCAGGAACUGGAAAUGUCCUGGAUAGUCUGGACGGGAUAGAUGGCACUGGUACGGAAUGCUGUGGCCUAGAUGAAGUACGAUCUUGGGGAUCAUCAUUUGAUAAACUGAUGCGCAGUGCUACUGGCAGAAAACUGUUCCGCGAGUUCCUCAUGAGCGAGUACAGCGAAGAAAAUAUCGCAUUUUGGUUGGCCUGUGAGCAACUCAAGCGUGAAAAUAAUCCAGAAAAAAUAGAGGAAAAGGCGCGGUAUAUUUACGAGGACUACAUAUCGAUUUUGUCGCCUAAAGAGGUUAGUUUAGAUUCACGUGUACGUGAAAUUGUCAAUAGAAAUAUGAUUGAGCCGACACCCCACACAUUCGAUGAAGCCCAACUCCAGAUCUACACUCUGAUGCAUCGCGACUCUUAUCCAAGAUUCGUAAACAGUGAUAUUUUUCGCAGAGCCGCUAGAAUCGGUAGCGGACCGCCAAGUCCUGCGGAGGACACCACUGAGAUAAUAGGUGGCGCUGUUCCUCCUGGCAUACCGACCAGUAAGUCUAAAUCCAAGAAAUCCAUUUCGUAGUCUUACGUACUUGAAAUUAUCCACCGGCUAUUAUUAUUAUUAUUUUACAAAUAAUUUGUGAUUUUUAAAUUAGAACAAAAAAAAAAAAAAAAUAAUAAU
Molecule: messenger RNA, 2583 nt
Organism: Cotesia glomerata
Lineage: Eukaryota; Metazoa; Arthropoda; Insecta; Hymenoptera; Braconidae
Gene: Dhit
Product: regulator of G-protein signaling 19
Exons: 4
Coding region: 1498-2484 (328 amino acids)
Source: RefSeq, a predicted model, not a curated record